GAGCCCGAGCCGAGCGUCAGGCCGCAGUCCGCCUCCGAAGCCAGGCCCGGCACGAUCGUUGUGUUUACCGCGUCGAGCCAGCUCAGUGUGUCGGCGUUGCGAGCCAAACCGCGAGCUGAUAUUCGCGAGUGUUCUCUAAGUGACGACCCUCUAAUUGUGAACAGUGUUGACCAGUUCUUGCGUGUGAGUGAUCUCGAGUGAUAUGUACUACUGCUGUGCGUGUGUUCUUGGCAACGCCAUGAGUGGAGACGACUGAAGAGCCCAGUUUGGAUUAUCCCUACGCACCGAGUGGACUUAUCCGUUUUGGACUACUCGUUACUCUUGGAGCAACCCCCGUCGAGGCUGAAGCCAUGCUGAAGCACGUCCACCUGUCCCCCGGGCGGGGCCGGGACCGGGACAGGUCCGGCGGCGACAACGUGUCGCUGCGCUCGCUCAGCUCGUGCUGCUCGCUGUCCCCCGACCUGUCCCAGCCGCUGUUCUCGCACUCGCGCUGCUCGUCCUUUUCCUCGCUGUCCGAGACGCCGUCCUCGUCCUCGUCGUCGUCGUCAUCGUCGUCCUCGUCGUCGUCCGGGUCCAUCGUCCAGGAAAUGCCGACGACGACGGUGAAGGUGUACGCCCGCUGCCUGCGCCCGGACAUCGAGUACAAGACGCUGGGCAUCACGUUCCGGACGACCUGCCGGGAGGUGGUGGAGGCGCUGCUGUCCAAGUACCGCAUGCGGCACCGCGACCCCAACCUGUUCUUCCUGACGAUGGAGGUGACGGUGCGGAGGGCGGGCGUGCGCACCGUCCUGGUGCUGGACGAGGAGACCAGGCCCGCCGCCCUGCAGGCGUGCCACCCCACUGGCGACUCCAGGUUUGCUCUUCAGACAAGGCGUGGUGGUCUAGUCAAGAUAUACGACAGUGCUCUAAUGCCUGGGUCCCAGUAUAAAAGUCUUUUAAUCUCCGAGCGGACAACUGUGGAUGAACUUCUCCAAAUCUUGCUGAACUGUUACAAUAGCAAAGAACGCGUGGAGCAGUUCUCUCUUUACGAAGUCAAUAGCACUCAAGAGUAUCAACGGAAACUGCAUCCAGAUGACUACCCAUUGAGAGUUCAACAAGCGUGGCUCCCACAACAUCAACUCCAUUUCCUUGUGCGCAGAAAUACUGAAUAUAGAAUUCGUAGGGGAAAGCAAUCUCAAUGGAGUCCAGAGUUGGCAUCUAUCCCUAGCUCAGCUCCCGUCAGCACCCGAGGGGUGAUGCCAAUGCCACUGUCCUCAACUGCACCCUCAACUUCUUCUCCAUUUGCUAAUCUGCAUGCAGACUAUGAAAACUAUUUCUACAUUUAAUGUUCUCUUUGCAUUUGUUUUCAAAAUGAAACAGAAUGCAUCAAGAGUAGUGGACAGGUAUAUUUGCGAAGCAAAGGUGACUACAUGAGUUCUAGCCAAGGCUGACUGCCUAAGCAGCCAUGGCCUUGAUUUCUUUGUGUAAUCCUUUCCUUUUGUAAAAUGAAGACUUUGUUUGUCCUACUCUAAAAUAUUAAUACUUGUGUACCUGAGCCAAAGUAACUGUGUGUGUCCCCACAGGCAAAGAUUAAUCAUGUACUAUUCUUGCCACCAAUUGUUACAAUAGGGCACUUAUUUUGUUAAAAUUUAGCAGUACCAGGGUGGACUGUCUGCUUAUGAAUAGGUUUAGGAAUGUCUUCUUUGCACUGUGCUUUUCGACAUUAAAAUAAAAUGAAUCAGUCUCAAAUACUGAACCUUAUGGCUGCUGCAGCUAUUACAGAUAAUAUUAUUAUUAAUAGUAAUGACCAUGUUCUCUGUGCAUAUGUGGCCAAUCUUUGAACUUUUGCAAGCAUUUUCUACAAAUUUAUAAGUUUAAUUUAUACUGUAUCUAUUUCACUCUAAAUACAGUGUGAAACAAUACUUUUUAAAUUGUUGUAGCCGAUUUUCUUUUCAGAACUUGUUGCUCUAUUUUAGUUGAGAAAGUAAUUUCUGAUGCAAAUUGAACAUAAAUCCAUCGUGUUUUAAACUUUUCCAAAGAUAGCAUAAUUCAUUUUUAAACAUUGGCCUUCAACCCGCCAAGUUUUAUAAUGAGUAAUUGUUUUAACUUUAAAAUUUUAUUAUAGAUUACCCCUGCAAAUGAUAUGUUGUUUGUGGGGAAAAGAAAGAAAUUAAAGUUACCUUUUAUGUUAUUUUAUGUACAUCAACUAUUCAGAUUUUGACAAUUUUGAUGUCUCUAGGUUUACUUUCACUAAAUGUGUUUUGUAAACACAUCACAUCAUACUUUAAGUUUUACGCCAAAAGUGCAAAAUACAUUUCUGCACACAUUGCUUUUGGCUGAUGUUUUACAUGGAGCCCCAUCAUAAGAACCUUCUAAUGUUACCUGCAAAUAUAUAUUUAUUUCUCCAAAAUUACUGUUAAGUAGUAGAUUUGUGAUUUUUUUUUUUGUGUGUGUUAAGUUUAAAACAUUGUUAAAAAUAGUGCAGGAAUCUUCUAUAAAUUAGUCAUGUGUUGAAUGGGAUUAACUUUAUGCACUUUUCAAGAACAAAAACAGUGGAGGAAUUUAGAGUGUUGUUGAUUUUAGAACUCAGCGCCCACAUCUCUGAAAAGUAAUACUGUAACUCUAAAACAGUAUCAAUUUUAAUGCUAAUGUUGAAUUAUUGUGUUGUGGAAUGAUAAUGCAAAUACAUCUAGGAUACAUAGGGCGUCCAGUCUUUGUGUGCUUGAAAGCAUUUGUGAAACUGACUUUAGUAAUAAUCACUUCUUUGAAUUGCUUGUUUCAUGACUCAAAAAGCUUAAGAAAAGAUAGUGGCAUAAACAAAUUUUUUCCCAACACAUUGACUGCUAGUCUAUACCAAAGAUGAUCAAUUUAUUAAUUACGGUAAUCUGUUAGUUCAUAAAAUUGUUCAAUGUAGUUAAUGAAAUGCAUCACUACAUUGUCAUAUCUAUGUCAUAGUUUCUUAUUGUAAAUUUAAAAAACUGUAAAAACAACAGAGAAUAAUAAAAGAUUUUUCAUUCUAAAA
Molecule: messenger RNA, 3001 nt
Organism: Frankliniella occidentalis (western flower thrips)
Lineage: Eukaryota; Metazoa; Arthropoda; Insecta; Thysanoptera; Thripidae
Gene: rau
Exons: 7
Coding region: 351-1325 (324 amino acids)
Biological process (GO): signal transduction; positive regulation of fibroblast growth factor receptor signaling pathway; positive regulation of epidermal growth factor receptor signaling pathway
Source: RefSeq, a predicted model, not a curated record